AUGGCAGAACUUACAUCAUCUUCAUAUAGGGUCGCUGUUAGCGACAAUAGUAGCGGAAUUUUUCCAUUUAGUUGUGACUUAUUUUCUUUAUUUGGUGACCCUAAAUUCUUACAAGGUGUUAUAUUGGGUAUUAUAUUGUUUUAUUUGAUUAUGUAUUACAAUUCCCGUAAAAGAAUGAAUAAGAGACAUAAUUGUUAUGAGGAAAAAUAA
Molecule: messenger RNA, 210 nt
Organism: Plasmodium yoelii
Lineage: Eukaryota; Apicomplexa; Aconoidasida; Haemosporida; Plasmodiidae
Product: conserved Plasmodium protein, unknown function
Exons: 2
Coding region: 1-210 (69 amino acids)
Source: RefSeq, a predicted model, not a curated record